Cadophora gregata is the source of this 648-nucleotide messenger RNA. RefSeq lists its product as uncharacterized. The coding region runs from base 1 to 648 and encodes 215 amino acids. NCBI's taxonomy places the organism in Eukaryota, Fungi, Ascomycota, Leotiomycetes, Helotiales, Ploettnerulaceae. Gene Ontology annotation, biological process: protein phosphorylation. The record is from RefSeq and is a predicted model, not a curated record. Gene Ontology annotation, molecular function: protein kinase activity; ATP binding. The transcript has a single exon.
AUGAAGCAAAAAGGGAGGAAACGAAGUGGGCGUCAGAAAGGUUACACAAACGCGAUUGAUAUAUGGUCUCUUGGUGUUUUUGGUAUGGAAUACACAGUCGGACUACCCAGUGCACCAAAACCGUGGGACCAUUCAAGCUGGACUAGGAGAAUCAUCGCACGAGUUGCCAGCCAUCAAGAUAUGCUAGGAGACCUUCUGGCUGGAAUGCUUCACAAGGAACCUCAAGAUCGGCUAUCUGCAUCGUCGCUACUGAGACUUUCAACACAAUAUCCGGCUAACCUUGAGGAAAUUCCAGACGCCAACCACUCUCUCGAAUUCGGCGAUCCAGGGGUAGCAGCAGCCACCAGUCAUCAAUUAUCGACCAUUCAAGAAGAUUCGUUUCCAAACAUCCAACCCGAGGAACAGCUUCUAGACGAUAGACUUGGAACAGCGCCAGGGUGGCUACAAAACCCGCUUUGUGUGGGUUCGGAGCUCGCUGAAUUCGGAGUUGGACUUGGCGAAGCUGGGCAGUUCUCCUUUUCCUUAUCAGAUGAGACUAAUAUCCUGGGGCAAGUCGGAGAGAAUCAGAGUCAUGAAAAGAUGAUGUACCGUGGGAAGUCGGAGAGGAUCGAAGCCAAGAGGAGCUUGUUCGGCAACUGCUUGUUGUAA